CGUGGCUACCUGCAGGGCACGCAAAUAAAUGUGCACUGAGGUCUGCAGGUGAGCUUAGCUGCACAACAUGAAGGCGUUAACUACACCAGAGACUUCCAGGCAGAGGGUGAGGAGGGUGACUAAGCCUGUAAUGGAGAAACGCAGACGAGAGAGGAUCAACCACAAUUUGGAGACUUUGCGCCUGUUGAUGCUGGAUACCACCCAGGAUGAGAAAUUAAAGAACCCCAAAGUGGAGAAAGCAGAGAUUCUGGAAAGUGUGGUCCAGUUCUUGAAAGAGAACCGUGCAAUGACGUCAUUGUCCGGCGGCCAGAAGACCCCCGGCCCUGAGCAGCAGCAGCACCGCGACUACCAGGCCGGGAUGAGGUCUUGUCUGCGGACGAUCAAACACUUCAUGGCCGCGGAGAACCACAACUCUGCUGGACGAGCUUCCGUUGGACUUCCCGAAGCUCAGAUGAUUGUGCCGUCCUCAGGACAUGUCCCCUACAAACUCUACCCUCAACAUACGCUGCAGGGUGGGAUCUCUUCUCCACGGUUCCUGCCGCAGGGGGGUGAUAAUCAGUGUGACACCCGGAAACUGUCCUCUCCUUCUGCCUGCGUCCAAAGUCAGGAUCCUGUGUGGAGACCCUGGCUUGUAUACACGUCACAAUAAAUAUUCCACGGAUAUACUUUUUUUUUUUCUAUCCUGCUUUCUCAGCGGUUUUUAUUUGAUUUUUUUGUUUUAACAUUUUUUAUUGAGCGGGAUUUUUUGUUCCACUUGUUUUUGAUCAUUCCAAGUGAAGUGCUCAUCAAGGUGAUGAUUGCCAUAUUUUUGAUCCACAUUGGAUAUGCUGAUGCUCCUAUGUUGUCAUGUAGAACGUACACGCAGAAGCAUACAACGGCCACCUUGCAGACUCCAUCCAAGCUCCAAAGAUUUUUAUUUUUUAACAAAGUGCUGCUGUUGCAAAGACUGUAAACAUGUUGAUAGUGUAAAUCAAAUAAAGUCACAUGAUUUUUCAAUUCGGACUAAACAUUAAACUGUGCAGAAUUAUUUUUACUCAAUUUUAACUGCACAUUUGCAUAAUAUUUCCCGUAUCAAUAUCACGUUUGAAAACAUUAUUUUUUGUAGAAUACAAUAAACAUUUUGACAUUAAAUUGUUAGAAAAAUUGGAAAACAUUAGCAAAGCAGUGUACUUUCACUUUUGAUUCAGCCUGGUUUUUUUUUGUUUUUUUUUAAUUACUUGGGGUUUGGAGCUCCCAAAAUGUAACUUCCUAAUGUUUCCUUUUAAAUAACAUUACAUUUAA
Molecule: messenger RNA, 1281 nt
Organism: Entelurus aequoreus (snake pipefish)
Lineage: Eukaryota; Metazoa; Chordata; Actinopteri; Syngnathiformes; Syngnathidae
Gene: her5
Product: hairy-related 5
Exons: 3
Coding region: 68-649 (193 amino acids)
Biological process (GO): anterior/posterior pattern specification; regulation of transcription by RNA polymerase II; regulation of neurogenesis
Cellular component (GO): nucleus
Molecular function (GO): DNA-binding transcription factor activity, RNA polymerase II-specific; protein dimerization activity; RNA polymerase II cis-regulatory region sequence-specific DNA binding
Source: RefSeq, a predicted model, not a curated record